CUCGCUCAACCCGCCAAAGCAGAGCAGACGGAGGGAGAACGACUGACUGCCAGUCAACACCAACACCCACACUCAUGGCCAACUUGUAAAUAAAUAGUGUUGGAAUUGUUUGACGACUGUUUCUAUAGCUCAAAGAAUCUCAUUACAAUGCGGUCAACCAGAAGUGCCACGAGGAGGCAGAACGAAGCCCCCACAACAGUUCCCACAACCACACCUCCAAAGCGUUCAAGAACAGUAAAAAUUCCAAAAAUAGUUGAUCCACCUGCUCCAAAUACAUCAAAAAAUCAGAAAACAACUGAUCCACCUGCUCCAAAGACAGCAAAAACUCAGAAAACAGUUGAUCCUCCUGCUCCGAAGACGGCAAAAAUUCAGAAAACAACUGAUCCUCCUGCUCCGAAGACGGCAAAAAUUCAGAAAACAACUGAUCCUCCUGCUCCGAAGACGGCAAAAAUUCAGAAAACAACUGAUCCUCCUGCUCCGAAGACGGCAAAAAUUCAGAAAACAUUUGAUCUACCUGCAAAAGUUCCGGCCGCAAAUUCCAGUCACUUGACGCCCGUAAAUGCAAAGAGGAAGAAUAAAGUUGAUAGCAUUUCUAAAGGUAUGAGUUUCACUGAUCGCUUAAAUUGGAAAAGCCGAUGUUUUGGAGUGCCUGUCACAUCAACUCCGAAACCUGCGAAGCAUACAAUUACCGUCACCAAAGAAGAUAUUGAUACAUGUUUCGGAUUUGAGGACUCUGAUAACGAAAAUUACGACGCUUUGAUCUCACCCAUAGCAGAGGAACGCUUGUACAUUAAGGGAGAUGAAGGACAUGAUGACUUUAACGCUUUGCUAGCUCGAUAUAAACCAGAAGCAGACGACGAUUUGGAAAUUCACUUUAACCCAAGCGCAAGACCGAAAACAUACAGCAACAGACAAAAAGCGCAAGACAUUCAUCCAGAACCACUUGUUCGUCAAAGAUCAAAUGCAGAAGGUCAUCAGAAGAGUUCCAGGAAGACUAAGCUCGACAAACAUGAUAUGAAUUCUGAAGCCCAAAAAUGGAUGGAUCAACAAAACAAAGAAUUUGAUGAUGUUCUUCACGUUCCUUUGAUCGUCACAAAGAGAACAUAAAAAAAUGACAAGUCUCUCCACGUGCACAGUAAUAAUAAUAAUUAAGUGAGAAGUUUAUAUUUGUAGCCCUUGAGCUAAACUCAACUGGCUGACUACAUAAUAAAAA
This is a messenger RNA of Folsomia candida, 1213 nucleotides long. RefSeq names its product mucin-2. The coding region runs from base 148 to 1107 and encodes 319 amino acids. The transcript has 5 exons. The record is from RefSeq and is a predicted model, not a curated record. Lineage: Eukaryota; Metazoa; Arthropoda; Collembola; Entomobryomorpha; Isotomidae.